AUGAUGAUGGCACGGAAACAAGAUGUGCGCGUGCCCACCUAUAGUGUCGGCGUGGUGGGACUGUCUGGCACAGAAAAGGAGAAAGGCCAGUGUGGCAUUGGGAAGUCGUGUCUGUGUAACCGCUUUGUACGACCAAGUGCAGAUGACUUCCACUUGGACCACACAUCCGUCCUAAGCACUAGUGAUUUUGGGGGCCGUGUCGUGAACAAUGACCACUUUCUCUACUGGGGUGAAGUGGUUCGAUGCCUGGAGGACUCUGUUGAAUGCAAGGUCCAUGUGGUGGAGCAGACAGAGUUCAUUGAUGAUCAGACCUUCCAGCCUCAUCGCAGUACAGCACUGCAGCCUUACAUUAAACGAGCAGCCUCCACCAAGCUGGCCUCUGCCGAAAAACUUAUGUACUUCUGCACAGAUCAGUUGGGUUUGGAACAAGACUUUGAGCAAAAGCAGAUGCCUGAGGGCAAGCUGCUCAUAGAUGGCUUCCUGUUAUGUGUGGAUGUUAGUCGUGGUAUGAACAGGAACUUUGAUGACCAGCUAAAGUUUGUGUCCAACUUAUACACUCAGCUAGCCAAGACGAAAAAGCCUAUUGUACUAGUACUGACCAAGUGUGAUGAAGGUGUAGAACGCUAUAUCCGUGAUGCUCAUGGAUUUGCACUCAACAAAAAGAACUUGCAGGUUGUAGAAACCUCCGCACGAUCUAACGUCAAUGUAGAUUUAGCAUUUACUGCCCUGGUUCAGCUGAUUGACAAAAGCAGAGGCAAAUCUAAGAUCAUUCCAUACUUUGAGGCUCUGAAGCAGCAAAGCCAACAGAUUGCAGCUGCAAAAGAUAAAUAUGAGUGGCUGGUGAGUCGAGUAGUCAAGUCUCACAACGAUACUUGGCUCAGUGUUAACUUGCGCAUGCAAGGCUCAAAUGAGUAUCAGGAUUAUAUGUACCUGGAAGGCACUGACAAGGCCAAGAAGCUUUUCCACCAGCAUGUGCAAAGGCUCAAACAAGAUCACAUAGAACGCCGGCGUAAGGUUUAUCUGUCCAGUUUGCCAGUUGCCCUUGACAGCCUUGUGCCUGACCUUGAUGAAAUAGACCACCUGAACUGGGCAAAGGUGGCUAAAUUGCUGGAGACUAAAGCAGACUUCCAUAAGUGGUUUGUGGUCUUGGAUGAUACACCUUGGGACCUAACAAGUCACAUUGACAAGAUGGAGGAUAACCGCAUACCUUAUGACCUAUUGGAUUUGCAGGCAGCUGCAGAUGUGUACAGUGUUCAUCUAGAGAAACUCAAGACUGCCAGGAAAAAGUCAGAAAUGAAGAAAGCUUUCAAGGAGAACCUGGGCACAUCUCCCUUCAUCACACCAGGAAAGCCUUGGGAGGAGGCUCGCAGUUUUAUUAUGAGUGAGGAGUUUUACCAGUGGCUGGAAGAACCAGUAUACAUGGAUAUCUACAGCAGACAUCAAAAAGAGAUAAUUGACAAGGCCAAGGAAGAGUUUCAUGAACUGUUGCUUGAGUACUCAGAGCUGUUCUAUGAGUUAGGUCUUGAUGCCAAGCCCAGUAAAGAGAAGAUGGGGGUGAUUCAGGAUGUUUUAGGUGAAGAGCAGCGUUUCAAAGCGCUGCAGAAACUUCAGGCAGAGCGAGAUGCCCUCAUCCUCAAACAUAUUCACUUUGUCUAUCAUCCUACUAAGGAUACUUGUCCUAUUAACCCUUUCUGUGUAGAUACAAAGAUUGAGCAUCUGCUAAACUCUCGGUGCACAUACCCAUAUGACCGUGUCCACAAGGACCCAAAUGUGGACAGGAUCAACUUGGUAAUCCUUGGCAAGGAUGGGCUUGCACGGGAACUUGCCAAUGAGAUCCGAGCCCUGUGCACCAAUGACGACAAGUAUGUAAUUGAUGGAAAAAUGUAUGAACUCUCCUUGAGACCCAUCGAGGGCAAUGUACGGCUCCCUGUCAACUCAUUUCAGACGCCCACCUUCCAGCCCCAUGGCUGCCUUUGCCUAUAUAACUCCAAGGAGUCUCUUACUUAUGUGGUGGAGAGUAUUGAGAAGAGCCGAGAGUCUAGUCUAGGCCGUAGAGAAAAUCACCUGCUUCAUUUGCCACUUACGUUAAUCCUUGUCAAUAGGAGGGGAGAUACAGGUGGAGAGACCGCAUACAGCCUCAUUCAACAAGGUCAUCAGACAGCUAGCAAGCUGCAGUGCAUCUUCCUUGAUGCUGCUUCUACAGGAUUGGGCUAUGGUCGUAAUGUUAAUGAGAAACAGAUCAGCCAGAUCCUUAGGGGGCUGCUUGAAUCCAAAAGAAAUCUGAAUCUCAUAAGCACCACACCAAGCAUCAAAGAUUUAGCUGACUGUGACCUUCGUAUUGUCAUGUGCCUGAUGUGUGGAGAUCAUUUUAAUAUAGAGGAUGUGAUAAAUGCUCUAAAACCCCACACUUUUCGACCUCCUCAGUGUGGGCUUGGUGGCUCUGUACUGCUUGACCUGCCAAUCGGGAGUCAGAAGCGACGCCUGGAGCUACUCAUCUCAUCAUAUCAUGCAUCCUUUAACAUUCGCAAAACUCGACUGGUACAUGGUUAUAUGGUCUUCUAUGCAGCCAAGAGACGCGCAUCCCUAGCUAUGCUGCGGGCCUUUCUGUGUGAAGUACAGGACAUUAUCCCUAUUCAGCUCGUUGCCCUGACAGAAGGUCCUGAAACACUAUUGGACAAUGUGGCGCGGGAUCAACUGAAGGAGGCAGAGGAGAUCGCUCAGGAUAUUGAUGGAAAAUUCCUGACAUUACCAUGUGGACAGGCACAACCCAAGUUUGACUUAUUCUAUCCCUAUUUUAAGGAUGUCAUGGAGAAGAAAGUAAUCAUUGAGGCAUCACACAUGUAUGAUAACACAGCAGAGGCUUGUAGCACGACUGAAGAAGUGUUCAGCUCACCUCGUGCAGGUUCACCUCUUUGCAAUUCCCAUCUGCAUGACUCUGAAGAGGACCCAGAUACACCCUCUCAGCACAAUCUGUUCCGGGAUGAGUCAAGCAUGGGAACGCACCACAGGGAACACUCAAAAUUGGCCAGAGAACUGGAGGAGAGUGAGAAUCUCCCCUACAUCUCUGUCAUGAGCACCUUAGAGAGCAAACUCAACAACAAGGUACCUCCACCCCUCAAACCAAAGCCCCCCAUCCCAUUUGAAAUCUCCAAGGCUGAUCUAUCCUACCUAGAAGCAGGUGGAAGGGACGGGCACAGGAGGUCUCUGACCUCCAUCACCUGGCCCCCAUCUGAAUCAUUUGACCCUUCGGAUUAUGCUGAGCCCAUGGACUCUGUGGUUAAACCAAGGAACCAGGAAGAAAAUAUCUACUCCGUUCCCCAUGACAGUACCCAAGGCAAGAUAAUCACGAUCCGAAAUACAAACAAGCCCCAGUCCAAUGGUAGUGGCAAUGGCUCAGACAGUGAUAUAGACACAAACUCACUGGAGAGAGCACGAAAAGCAUCCAUAAUUACCAAGCCAGUCAUGUACCGUACCAAGUGUGCCAAACUUGGCAAAUUCUCCAGCUAUCGAAGCAGCUUGAGUGUAGGAAGUGACGAUGAACUGGGGCCAAUGCGAACGAAAGAGCAAGAGAUUGGAACUCCAGGACCGAAAGGCGACAACACUUCAAAUUCCUUUGAGGGAGAUGGAGAGGACCCACGUAGGAGAAACAUACUGCGCAGCUUGAGAAGGACUGCUAAGGUAAUUUUGGGGAACUCUGAUGCAGGGCUAAAUUUGCAGGAGAGCAGCAUGGGUAGGUGGUGGACUUAAAGUAUUAAUCACUUUCUUUGACAUUCUCUUCUCUCUACAGAAAACGAAAACCAAGGUUCGUCCUCCCAUCUCCAAGACUAUGUGGGAGAGUAACUACUUUGGAAUUCCACUAUCUAGUGUUGUGACUCCUGAAAGGCCUAUCCCCAUAUUCAUUGAGAAGUGUGUGGAGUACAUAGAAGCCACGGGUGAGGGUGUGUUUGUGUGUUUACUACUAUUUUGAAGCUGUGAUUUUGCACGCUGUUCUGUAAAUACCAUUUAUCAUUUCUAAAGUGCCAGCACAUUCUACAUCUCUGUAUCAAGGGGUCAUCAUCUUGUCCCCCUCUAUCCAUUUACUGUCACUGUUUUUAUGGCUUUUUUCAUGUUUUAUCCAUUUUUAUUUAUGUGUAACCUGCUCCUGUCGAAUUGUCUCUCGUAUUGCCCAUGGCAUACGUCUCAUCUUCCCUCCCGCCUAUCUUUCUGCAUUACAUUUUCCGACUCCCAGUAUAUUUUCAUAUCUUGCCACCCCACAGUCUUUCAAUAUAAAAUGUAAUUUCUGUUUGUGUUUUGUGAAAUGAAAAGUCCCUUACUUUAACCCAGUUCUUUUUGUUGGCUCAUGGCAAAACAAUAGUUUUAGAAUAAAAGAGGUACUUGCGCUGGGUUAUGCACAAAACUAUGAAUAUCAGCAAAUUAAAUCCAAAAUGCAGUACACCUCAGUCGAAAAUGUUUUCCAAAUUAGCUAUUCUAGCCUGCGUUUUGUCAUUUAAAGUUAUUGCGCUACAGUUUGGAGUUUACUAAAUAACUGGGGACUAUGCUCUCUGGUGACAGCAGUCUGCUUAUUCACUACCAGCUUAUCUGUGUCAUUUUUCCAAUAUUCUUCUUGCAAGCAUGAUAAAUGCAUGCUGGUCUGUAGCAAUGUCACAGAGAGCAGGUGGAAAGGCUGCAGGUAGGUUAUCUUGCUCUACCUGUCACUCAGUCCUUUUCUCUUAGACACUCUACUGCUGCAGAUUGAAAGGUGGGAGAGGGACCAAAAACUUUAAAGAUAGUUACAUUAAACACUAUACAUUUAUUUUUUUAGCGUUUUUGGUAGCACAAUGUAUAGAGUUAAAAUUAACACUACACUCAACCAGGGUUAACUCCUCCUCUAGUGGCUGUCAUACUGACGGCCCCUAGAGGCGCUUCCCCAGCAUAGACUAAGUAAGACUCUAUCUCCAUGAGGAGCAUUGGAGGAGAGGUGAGCAGCACUGAGGGAGAAUAACACUAUAAUGUUAGGAAUACAGGCUUGUGAUACUAAUAUUAGUGUUCCUUUAAUUUAAGCCCAAGUUGUGACUGUAUUAUGACCGUUACACUUUAAAGCUAAACUCUUGCAAAAGUUGGUGUGCAUGACUAUAUCUUUAAUUCUCCCCCCGAAUAUUUAAUAUUUUAUCACUAAUCUCUGUCGGUUCUGUUGCUUAUUUUUAUUAUAUUUUGUGGGUUCACGCACUUUUAAUAUUUUGUAGGGAUACACUGUUUGUGUGUCCCACUACUUUAAAGACCCCCCAGAUUUGUGUUUUGUUGCUACCCCUGAUUACAGCAAUACCCUCCAUGAAGACAUUUUCCUGAUAUUUCAGAAUUUAAGGAUCCAAUUACAGACAUUCCAAUUUAUAGUUUUGAAAUUUGACUGAUUAGAUUUCUCCUGGGUGAAGAAUUUAGCCUGUGUCCUGCUUGUUUGUAUUGUCAGUCGGCUUUGGGGGGGGUCUCGUGCCUUGUGUAGCAUCAGAAAGAUGGCUGCUUUGAGUUUGGGGUUAUUCUCGUUAAUAUUUUAUAUUGUUUGUUUUGUAACUUUGCUGUUUCUCCUUCCCAGGGAUGAGCACUGAAGGUAUUUAUCGUGUUAGUGGGAACAAAUCCGAAAUGGAUUCUUUGCAAAGGCAGUUUGAUCAAGGUAAGGAAUAAACAGGGGAUUAUGUAAAAUAUUAUAUAGAAGAACUUUUUGCAGCAGUUUAGGGUUACGUGGAAAUGUUUUAUGUGUAAUUUUAUGAAAACAUGCUCUACUUACAAAGGCAAACUACUGGAAUGUGGUCAUUAAAUUGCUUCCGUUUUAAUGUAUUUCAUAUAUGGCCUCGUUGCCUUCCUUUAUUGUAAAUACGAGUUUCAAUGAUGUUGCCAAACCAGAAUGCAAGUUUUUUUUUUUUGGUUUUUUUUUUGAUGAAUUUUUUUUUAUGCCUUUUCUUUAGGGAAUGAGUAUACAAAGCAAUGUAAAUAGGAAUUUAGCUCAUAAAGAUACAAUUUGCUCUAGCUCUGGUAUGCAACCUGCAGGAAAACACAUUUCCUUUCCCUCUGCAUUACCACCAAGUGUCUAUAUAAAUGGUACACCUUCCUCUCCCAAACUCAGCUGCACAAUUUGUAGGGCAACCUCGUUGCUUCAUUCGUGUUAUGAUCAUUUUAAAUGGGAUAGAAACUGUAAUGAGGGAAUUGAACACAUGCUUUUUCCAUGAAUAAUCCAUUCAAAUAAUUGGGGAAGUUGGCAUUUGGGGCCGCUUCCCUUUGUUUAGAGGGAUUAUUGUUAAUGCCAUAUAAUGUUUGUCUUGCAGAUCAUGACCUGGACUUGGCAGAGAAAGAUUUCACAGUGAACACUGUGGCUGGAGCCAUGAAGAGUUUCUUCUCUGAGCUGCCAGACCCUCUAGUGCCAUACAAUAUGCAGGCUGAGCUGGUGGAAGCAUACAGUAAGGAUAUCGGGUUAUUCUUUUUAUUACAUUAUAGACUAAUACACGGAAAGCUGGAGGAAACACUGCUAAAUUAACAUUGCCUGAAUUAGAACAAAGAGAGCUUCCAAUAGCAGAACAAUAAACCGAAAUCGUCCUCUCCUAUUGGCUGUUCACACUGCUUAAUGUAUUGCAUAUCUAGCUCGGCCACCUUCCUUCCUGACAUGUCUGAGACAUUUUUUUCCCCCCCAUUACUUUGCAUUUAAUGCAAACACUGGUAUUUUAUAAAGUAUCAUUUUUAAGAGUUUUGGCAUAGUCUGUAUGGAAUUCCUUUGUUUGGCGAAUGUGUAAAUAUAAUUUUGCCUCUUUAUAAACCGCUGGUAAGACCACACCUUGAAUAUGCUGUGCAAUUUUGGGCGCAUGUUCUAAAGAAGGAUAUCAUGGCACUGGAGAGGGUCCAGAGACGAGCUACAAAAUUGAUAAAAGGAAUGGAGCAUUUUAGUUAUGAAGAAAGGUUAAAAAAAUUAAAUCUGUUUAGUUUGGAAAAACGGCGCCUGAGAGGGGAUAUGAUAACUUUAUACAAAUAUAUUUGGGGCCAGUACAAACCUUUAUCUGGAAAUCUAUUCAUAAACAGGGUUAUACAUAGGACACGAGGUCACACAUUUAGGCUGGAAGAAAGGAGAUUUCAUCUAAGGCAAAGAAAAGGUUUUUUUACAGUAAGAACAAUAAGGAUAUUGAAUUCUCUGCUUGAAGAGGUGGUUUUGUCAGUCAAUACAGAUGUUUAAACUGAAAUUGGAUAAAUACUUACAAAAACAUAACGUACAGGGAUAAUAUUCUAAUUACUGGGGUAAUAGCUGCUUGAUCCAAGGAGACAUCUGACUGCUAUUUUAGGGUCAAGAAGGAAUUUUGUUCCUUGUUUGUGGCCAAAUUGGAAGCGCUUCAGACCAGGUUUUUUGCCUUCGUUUGGAUCAACAGCAACAACAUUUGUGAGGAAGGCUGAACUUGAUGGACGCAAGUCUCUUUUCAGCUAUGUAACUAUGUAUGAUACACAGCAUUGUAUUGAUAAUUGUGUAUUUGUAUUCACAGAGAUUAAUGAUCAAGAGCAGAAACUUCAGGCCAUGAAAGAUCUACUCAAGAAAUUCCCCAAGGAAAAUCAUGAGAUCUUCAAAUAUGUAAUUAGUCACCUGAACCGGUAUGUGAUUGCUUUCUUUAAGUUUGUCAUAUUCUUUCUUUAUACAUACAUGCAUUCCACUGAAACAUGUUUUUUUUUUUUUUUUUUCUCCUUUAGGGUGAGCCAACAUCAUCAUAUAAAUCUCAUGACUAGCGAGAAUCUUUCCAUUUGUUUUUGGCCAACGUUGAUGCGCCCAGAUUUCACCACCAUGGAUGCUCUGACAGCGACUCGCACCUACCAGACAAUCAUCGAGCUCUUCAUCCACCAGUGCCCUUUCUUCUUUUACCAGCGCCCUCCCAUGGACCUACCUACUCCAAGCUCCCCUUCUACUCCUCCUCUUUCUCAGCCUUCUCCUCCUCAGUCUCCUCCUCUAACCCCCGUGUCCCCUUCGCAGACCCUGCUACCCACCGAGCAGAACAUCCUGUGA
Messenger RNA from Pelobates cultripes (western spadefoot toad), 8002 nucleotides. The record is from the annotation of a GenBank genome assembly. Lineage: Eukaryota; Metazoa; Chordata; Amphibia; Anura; Pelobatidae.